CAUAGUAUCUAUGGACUGAAGGGAAUCAGUUGGUGGCUUCUUGAAGCAGGAAGGGAGGGACUUCACACUCUCACUUGGAACCAGAAGUUGAAUUUGUAAGCAUAAUAUGUUUUAGAAGCCAUGGGUUGUGGCACUUCUUCCAAAAAAGGUAACAAAGCUGAGAAAGUGGUGAGAGCCGCAUUACUCAUCCAAAAUUGGUACCGACGGUACAGAGCUCGACUGAGGGUCAGACAACAUUAUGCUCUCGCCAUCUUCCAGUCUAUUGAAUAUUCUGACGAGCAAGGCCAAAUGCAGCUAUCCAACUUCUUUUCGUUCAUGUUGGAAAACUAUACAAAGACAAAUAAUGAAGAUUCAACAUUAGUAACUCGAAUUUUUGACAGCACCAGGCUGGAAAGUCAAAUCAAGGAUAGAGAGGCCUUUUUGGGGUUGAUAGAUGUGCCUGACUCCUAUGAUGGUCCUCGGCUGCAGUUUCCUCUGACGUUUACUGACAUUCAUCUACUUCUUCAGGCCUUCAAGCAACAGCAGACACUUCAUGCUCACUAUGUCUUAGAGGUGCUAUUUGAAGCCAGGAAAGUCCUGAAGCAAAUGCCGAAUUUCUCUCACGUAAAAACCUUUCCCGCCAAAGAGAUAACAAUCUGUGGUGAUUUGCAUGGGAACCUGGAUGAUCUUAUGCUCAUUUUCUAUAAGAAUGGCCUGCCUUCAGAGAGCAAUCCAUAUGUUUUUAAUGGUGACUUUGUAGAUCGAGGAAAAAAUUCCAUGGAGAUUCUAAUGAUCCUGCUUGUUUGUUUUCUUGUCUACCCCGCUGACCUGCACCUCAAUAGAGGGAACCAUGAAGACUUUAUGAUGAACCUGAGGUAUGGCUUCACAAAAGAAAUUUUACAAAAAUAUAAGCUACAUGGGAAAAAAAUCUUACAAGUCUUGGAAGACGUCUAUACCUGGCUCCCAAUCGGUACAAUUAUUGACGAUGAAAUCCUGGUCAUACAUGGUGGGAUAUCAGAAUCCACAGACUUGAAUACACUCCACCAGCUACAAAGAAAUAAAAUGAAAUCUGUGUUGAUGCCGCCAGUGUUAAUAAAUCAAGAGAUUGGCGUAAAGAGAAAUAAAUCAGGUUCAAAUUAUGUUGAACCAAGGAAGGUUGAACCAGACAAGUCUCCUUCUGAACACUUGACAAAGCAAGAAUGGGAACAAAUGGUUGACAUUCUGUGGAGUGACCCCAGAGGCAAAAAAGGCUGUUAUCCAAACACAAGCCGAGGAGGAGGCUGCUAUUUUGGACCAGAUGUUACCUCUAAGGUUCUUAAUAAAAACCAGUUGAAGAUGCUCAUUAGGUCUCAUGAGUGUAAACCCGACGGGUAUGAAGUCUCUCAUGAUGGAAAGGUCAUUACUGUAUUUUCUGCUUCUAAUUAUUAUGAAGAAGGCAGCAACCGAGGAGCUUACAUCAGAUUAAGUUAUGGUACAACGCCACAAUUUUUCCAGUACCAAGUAACUAGUACAUCAUGCCUGAACCCUCUUUACCAAAGGGUGAAUGCUAUGGAAUCCAGUGCCUUCAAGACACUAAAGGAAAAAAUGAUUUCACGAAAAACUGAUCUCAUCAAUGCUUUUGAGCUCCGUGACCACAGUAGGUCAGGAAGGAUUUCAUUGGCCGAGUGGGCGUUUUCUAUGGAGAGCAUUUUGGGGCUGAACUUACCAUGGAGAUCUCUGAGUUCACACCUCGUAACCACUGACUCCAGAGGAAGUGUUGACUAUAUGUCCAGCUUUGAUGAUAUCCAUAUUGAAAAGCCUAUGGAAGAUAUGAAGUCCAGUCUAACUGAAACUAUGUACAGAUACCGAUCUGACCUGAAAAUCAUAUUUAAUAUCAUCGACAGUGAUCAAUCAGGUCUGAUCUCCAUGGAUGAAUUUCGGACCAUGUGGAAACUUUUCAAUGCUCAUUACAAAGCUCAUAUUGAUGAUUCCCAAAUUGAUGAGCUUGCCAGCAUAGUGGACUUCAACAAAGAUGGCAACAUAGACUUUAAUGAGUUUUUAAAGGCUUUCUAUGUAGUACAUAAAUAUGAUAAGCCAGAGAGCAGUUUUGCUUAAGAUGAACAAAAACUUCUCCCAGUGUCCUUGAAAACAGAUGAUCCCAACUUUCAGUAUUAACAAAGGCCCCUUGAAAUUCAUACUAGUAGAGAAAAAUAGACCCUAAUUCACACCACAAGCAGAUGCAUCAUGUGAGUGUUGCCAGUCCUUAGCAAACUGCUAUUGGUAAGACUAUGUUAAAUAACAGUUGAUGAGAUUUACUUCCAGUGUUAGGAUCACCAGUGAUAAACUGGGUUUGAGCCUGGUGUUGGUCUCAAAUGAUACCCAACCAGGAGAUCAGAGAAAUUUAGAAACAUACUGAAAGGAACCCAGAGAUCAGGAGAGAAAAUGAUUAGGUGUAAUAUCUCUAAGUGGCUGAGGAUGAGAUGAAUACUAAACUAUUAUUGAAAUAAAAUAUUUCCAUCAUCAAA
Molecule: messenger RNA, 2483 nt
Organism: Mus pahari (shrew mouse)
Lineage: Eukaryota; Metazoa; Chordata; Mammalia; Rodentia; Muridae
Gene: Ppef1
Product: protein phosphatase with EF-hand domain 1
Exons: 16
Coding region: 121-2073 (650 amino acids)
Biological process (GO): detection of stimulus involved in sensory perception
Cellular component (GO): cytosol; nucleus
Molecular function (GO): calcium ion binding; manganese ion binding; iron ion binding
Source: RefSeq, a predicted model, not a curated record